Molecule: messenger RNA, 3177 nt
Organism: Syngnathoides biaculeatus (alligator pipefish)
Lineage: Eukaryota; Metazoa; Chordata; Actinopteri; Syngnathiformes; Syngnathidae
Gene: hnrnpub
Product: heterogeneous nuclear ribonucleoprotein Ub
Exons: 14
Coding region: 144-2621 (825 amino acids)
Biological process (GO): negative regulation of telomere maintenance via telomerase; regulation of chromatin organization; CRD-mediated mRNA stabilization
Cellular component (GO): centrosome; mitotic spindle midzone; mitotic spindle microtubule
Molecular function (GO): TFIIH-class transcription factor complex binding; poly(C) RNA binding; snRNA binding
Source: RefSeq, a predicted model, not a curated record
UUCCACACAAGCAAGGUUGUCGUUAGUUCGCAGUCGGAGAGGCAGCAUUUGGGCGCAAUUUAUCGUCAGCUAAUCAAAGGACGUUCGGUUAUUUAUUUCUGCAUUUCAAGCAUAAUAUAAUUGCUCCACUCAAAACGUUCACGAUGAGUUCGAUCAACGUCAAAAAGCUGAAAGUAAACGAGUUGAAAGACGAGCUGAAAAAGCGUGGACUCUCCGAGAAGGGACUGAAGGCCGAGCUAAUGGACCGCCUGCAGUCCGCUUUGGACGAGGAGGCCGCGGCCGGCGACUCCCCGGGCCAAGAGGCCGCCGAAGACGAAGAGUUUGAACAGGCCGCCGAAGACGAAGAGUUUGAACAGGCCGCCGAGUCGGAGUGCAUGGGGGAAGAAGAAGAAGGAGAGGCUCCGGUAGAAGAAAGCAUGGAGGCGAACGAGGAGGACGUAGAGCAAGAACAGAAUGGGGCAAGCGCCAGUUGCAGCGAAGCUGCUGUUGACGCUCCUGCCGCCGCCGCCGCCGAGGACCAGGAGAUGGGAGACGGGGAGGAGGACGACGAGACCGACCCAAUGCUCAAGCCAGACGUGGACGACAUGGAGAAAAUCGAGGAAGACGACGGUGAGCCGGAGGAGCAGCCGGCUGAGGGGGAUGCGGACAAAGACACGAAUGCUGAUCAGAAGAAUAAGAAGGGUGUUAAGAGACGCCGGGAGGAACAUGGAAGGGGCUACUUUGAAUUUAUUGAAGAGAACAAAUACAGCUGGGCCUCAUUUAAGUCGCCCGUGCCCCCCUUGGACGAAGAGGAUGAAGAGUUUGAUGACACCAACGUCUGCCUGGACACCUACAACUGUGACCUGCAUUUUAAGGUGUCGCGAGACCGCUUUAGUGCCUCGUCUCUCACAAUGGAGAGCUUUGCUUACCUCUGGUCUGGUGGCAAGGCCACAUAUGGUGUGAACAAAGGCAAAGUCUGCUUUGAAGUGAAGAUCACAGAAAAGAUUCCAGUGAAGCACAUUUCCAGUAAGAACAUGGAAAUCCAUAACGUGAAGUUCGGCUGGUCGCUGGCUGCUGCAUCGCUGCUGCUUGGUGAGGCCAUCCAUUCAUAUGCGCUCUCUGCGAAGGGAAAGAAAACUACAAACUCUGUGAUGGAGGACUCUGGUGAAACGUUUGAUGAAAACGACGUCAUCUGCUGCCUUGCUGAUUUUGACGGGGAUGAGAUAGUUCUGUCCUUUUCCAAAAAUGGUGGAGAUCCAGCAGAAGCGUUCCGUGUGAACAAAGACGAGCUAAACGGCCAAGCUCUUUUCCCUCAUGUAAUGUGCCACAACUGCGCAGUGGAAUUCAACUUUGGUCAGAUGGAAACACCGUACUUCCCCGCACCCUCUGAGUACACCUUCAUACAGCAGGUUCCUGUUGAAGAGCGUGUUCGUGGACCCCAGGGGCCGCAGACCAAGGCUGACUGUGAGAUCAUAGUGAUGGUUGGCCUGCCAGGGUCAGGCAAGACCACAUGGGUGAAGAACCAUGUCCAGGAGAAUCCUGGGAAAUACUACAUACUGGGAAGUGACACAAUUGUGGAAAAGAUGAUGGUCAAUAGUCCAAAUCGACAACCCAAAGAGUACAACAAACUCCUUGCCAUUUCCCAGCGUGCACCACUUUUCUUGGGAAAGUUCAUUGAGAUUGCCGCCCGCAAGAAACGGAACUACAUCCUGGAUCACACUAACUUGUCUGCUCCUGGCCAGAAGAGGAAAAUGUGUUUGUUUGCCGGCUUCCAGCGUAAAGCUGUGGUGGUUGUCCCCUCUGAGGAUGACUACAAGCAGAGGAUCCAAAAGAAAGUUAUGAGUGACGGCAAAGAAGUCCCGGAACAUGCUCUUCUCAAAAUGAAAGGGUUUUAUUCUCUCCCCGAGGAGGGCGAGAGCUUCAACGAGGUGCUUUUUGCUGAGCUGCCGAGGGAUGACGCUGCCAAAGUACUGGAAACGUACAAAGAGGAAAGCAAGACUGCCCUGCCUGCUGAGAAGAAGCCCAACCAUGGAGGUGGCGGGCAAAAGCGCAGUAGUGGGUCCCGUUCAGGUGGGCGCGGAGGCAAGAACCAGUUCGGCCGCAGCAGUGGAUCCGCACAGAGGAGUGGAGGCGGCGGUGGUCGUACAGGCUUCCAGAACAGAGGCAACUUCAGAGGAGCCCCCAACUCUCGUGGUGGCUUCACACGGCCCCCUCGGGGCUACAUCCCACCCCAAGCAUACAGAGGAGGCUACCCCAGCCAGGGCAGCUACAGCCAUAGCGGUAGUCACAUCCCCAACCUCGGGGGAUCCCCCAGAGGCGGACUGAUGAGGGCUAGCAUGGGCCCCAGAGGCGGACACAUGAAUAGAGGCGGUUCAAUGAGCAGAGGAAACAUGAGCAGAGGAGGAGGUGGCGGUAGCAUGGGCCGUGGUGGAAAUAGAGGACAUCACAACCAGUUCCAGCAGAGAGGUGGUGGUAGAGGCAAUUUUGGUAACAAGAACAGCAAUUUUAGCAACAACAGGAAUAGUGGCGGUUUUGGCAACAGGAAUGGAAUGGACAAAGCUCAAGCAUUCAACCAGAGCUGGCAACAAGGGUUCUGGAACCAGAAGCCAUGGAACCAACAGUUUCAGCCCGGGUAUUACUAAGAAACAUGUUCUAAUGGACUGGUGGCCACACUCAAAACCACUCUAGCCGCGAACCAUCUCCACCAACGGCAUUUUUCAUAGAACCUGCUUUUAAGAAUCUAUUAUGAGCAACGUGGUCUACAUUCCACUCGGGAGAGAUCAGGCGAUAUGACAUCAUUGCUCUCUGAAGAUCGACAGCCACGUGUACAAGCCGCUUGUACAACAUAGAUUUGUUUUUCUUUUUGUUGUAUAUUUCAUUCGCUUGCGCCAUUUUUAAAUGACAUGCUUUUAAAAAAAAAAAAAGUUUGUAAUAUCAAGAACCAUAACUUUUUUUUUUUUUCCCCCCCAAGAGUGUGCAUUGUUAAGUAGUUUUUGUUUGCUUUAUUUUUAUUUGUUAUUGUAAAUAUUUGUUUGAACAGUCAAAUAAUUCAUUCUCAUUGUAGCUUCAUACGGUAUUGUUAAGCCACUGUGCAGUUACAGCAAAGCCGCGGAAAAAUUCAAGCAAGUUUCUGUCUCUUGUUCCCACUUCUAAGACUGUAAGCCAACUUGGACCUCCAAUAAACAAUUUUUCUUGUUU